UAAGAGUUACAUUUUACAAAAUACAUUUGCUUUUGCUUUGGCCGCUCAAGUGUGCAACCACAGACAUCACUAGCAGAGCUCAGUGGUAGUCGAUUGUCCGACGAAUCCUUUUCAAUUUCAGAGCUGUCAUCUAUCCACCGCUAAUCGAGAUCACGAGUCUUGGUAACGUCGUAGCCUACAUAGGUAGUGCAUACUUGCAUGUUGUUCCGCAAAAGCAACAAUGGUUUUUGAAUCUGUGGUCAGUGACUUACUGAACAAGUUUAUCGGAGACUAUGUGGAAAACCUGGACAAGUCUCAGCUCAAGAUAGGCAUUUGGGGAGGAAAUGUUGUUCUUGAAAAUCUGAAAGUAAAGGAAAAUGCUUUGAGUGAGUUUGAUGUUCCAUUCAAAGUGAAGGCAGGGCAGGUUGGAAAGCUUACAUUGAAGAUACCUUGGAAGAAUCUGUACAAUGAUGCGGUGGUUGCAACUUUAGAUGGUCUGUAUCUGCUUGUGGUUCCUGGAGCAACUGAGACACAGGUGCUAACCAGUGUUCACAAUGCAAUUAAGUAUGACGCAGCCAAGGAGGAGCGAUACAUGCAGGAGGCCAAGCAGAAGGAGCUGCAGCGCAUUGAAGAGGCACUGCAGAUGGCUGCACGCAGAGACUCUCAGACGGGAGAGCUCUUGUUUAACCUGGAGAGUGUUGUGUACAAGGAGCCCCUGCACGGACGUAAGAUUAAAAAGCAUAAAAAAGGCUUUAGGAAGUCUAAACGACAUGAGCACAAACCAGAAAAGCCUCAGGAUGAAAAGAAGGACACGUUUGCUGAGAAGAUGGCCACGCAAGUCAUCAAGAACCUGCAAGUCAAGAUCACCAGUAUUCAUAUCAGAUAUGAGGACGAUCUGUCGGACCCCCAGCAUCCGCUCUCCAUGGGAGUCACCCUCGCUGAGCUGAGCUUGCAGACAGCUGAUGAGAACUGGAAGACAUGCAUACUAAAUGAGGCUGCCAAGAUUAUCUACAAGCUGGGUCGACUUGAAUGUCUGUGUGCUUACUGGAAUGUCAACAGCCCUCUUUUCUACAAUGACUCAUGGGAAGAGAUAGUGGACAAGCUCAAAGCAGGCAUCAGCACCAAAGAGCAGGAGCUCAAAGACUACCAAUACAUAUUCAAACCCAUCUUUGCUUCUGCUAAGAUGUGUAUCAACCCCAAUGCUGAGGUCGAGCUCAAGUCCCCCAAAGCCAACCUGUACCUGGAGGUGCAGGACAUAGCAAUAGAGAUGACCAAACCUCAGUACCUCACCAUGAUAGACCUUCUAGAGUCCAUCGACUGCAUGGUGAAGAAUGGGCCCUACAGGAAAUUUAGGCCAGAUGUCCCUGUGAGCCGAAAUGCCAAGCACUGGUGGAAGUACUGCAUGACCAGCGUGCUUGAGGUCCACAUCAGACGCUUCAACCAGAUGUGGUCGUGGUCCAACAUCCGCAAGCACAGGCUGACCGUGAAGGCCUACAAGGCAGCUUACAAAGCCAAGCUGCUGACACAGGGGAAACCAAGAGAAGACGCGGAGAAACAGAUCCAGGACCUGGAGAAAGGGCUGGAUGUAUUCAACAUAACCUUGGCCAGACAGCAAGCGCAAAUGGAGGUGAUCCGGUCAGGCCAGAAGGUGGUGGCCAAGAAGGCGGUGGGGGGGCAGAAGCAGGGCGGGGGGGGCUUCUUCAGCAGCUUCUUCAGCAGAAAGGAGGGCAAGAAGAAGGAGCUGGAGGACCCCCAGGAGCAGGAGAGCACAGGCUUGGAUGAGCUGAUGACCGCUGAUGAAAAGACCAAACUCUACACUGCCAUCGGAUACAGUGGCAGUUCACACAACCUGGCCUUACCUAAGCAGUAUGUGGCAGUGAUCAUCACCUUCAAGCUCUUCAGGACGUCCAUCACGCUGAGGGAGGAGCCUAACGUUCCAGAGAUCCUCAAGGUCCAGAUGAUCGACCUGAGCACCAGCAUAUCUCAGAGGCCCGGGGCACAGGCUAUCAAGGUGGAGGCGGGGCUGCAGCACUGGUAUGUGACUGGCCUGGAGCAGCAAGGGGAGGUCCCCUCCCUCAUAGCCUCCGUGGGAGGCUCCACCUCCUCCCUGCUCAGCAUCCUGUUUGAGCUCAACCCGGAGGACAACCCGGCCGACCAGCUGCUCCGUGUGCACUCGCAGCCUGUGGAGAUCAUCUAUGACGCGUUGACAGUGAACAGCAUGGCGGAGUUCUUUAAGACGGCGAAAGGCGUGGACCUGGAGGUGCUGACCUCCGCUACCCUCAUGAAGCUGGAGGAGAUCAAGGAGAAAACCGCUACGGGCCUGUCACACAUCAUUGAGAACCGUAAGAUUCUGGACCUGAGGAUCAACCUCAAGCCUUCCUACCUGCUGGUGCCCAAGUCUGGCUUUUACCAACCCAAGACUGACCUGAUGAUCAUCGACUUUGGUAGUUUACAAUUAAACAGUGUGGACCAAGGUAACCAGCAGCCAGCGUCUCCCAGCUUCUCCUCCCUGGAGGAGAUCAUGGACCGAGCCUAUGAGAGAUACUCCCUGGAGCUACGCAGUGUCCAGGUGCUCUACAGCAAGUCAGGGGAGACAUGGAAAACUGCUCGCCUACAGGGCUCGUCCAUGCAGCACAUCCUCCAGCCAAUGGACUUCACCGUCCAGCUGGCUAAAUGCAUGGUGGACAACGACGCCAGAAUGGCCAGGUUCAAAGUGUCAGGGGAACUGCCAUUGCUCCAUGUGAAGAUCUCAGACCAGAAGAUCCAAGGUGUUCUAGACCUGGUCAACAGCAUCCCCCUGCCCCUUAAGGGCUCAACCCCCUCCACCCCUACUGGGAAGGUGCUGGCGCUAGCUGAUACCAGACCAAGAGUUCUAAGUAUAAACCCCUCAACUCUUCCAUAUGCAAUGGAAACAGAUUCUGAUGAGGAUGCCAGUGAGAGGUCCAUGAUGAAUGAAGACCACCGGCGCUCGGCCAGUGAGGAGCUCACUGACGUGCAGUUCAAGUUUGAAGUCAAAGCGGUGCUUCUAGAGUUGACUCGUCAGGCAGACCAGGAGAACACCGUGCUGGCCCUCAGCGUCACCCAGCUGGGAGCCGAGGGCAAGAUGAGGACCUAUGAUCUGUCCAUCACCUCCUACCUCCGCAAAGUAGGCCUGGACUACUGGGAAAUCAGAGAUGCCCAAAAUCAGCCUCUUCACCUAAUCAGCUCUUCUGACAAGCAGGGCUGUGACCUACUAAAGGUGGAAUACAUCAAAGCUGAUACUAAUGGUCCAAACUUCCAAACCAUGUUUGACAAUACUGAGCAAACACUGAAGGUGGAGUUCUCCUCGUUGGACUUCCUUCUCCAUACCAAAGCUCUGCUGUCUACCAUAAACUAUCUGAACACUGCCGUGCCGCAAGAGCUCACCACCAUUAAGGAGCGUGAGGCCAAGACGCAGGUGCAGAAAGGCCGACAAGGCAGGACAGUGUUGAAAGGAUCCAAAGAUGCCAACGUCUUCAAUUUUAAGUUGUUUGCCAUGUUGGGUUGUUUCCGCGUGGAGGUCUGUGAUGACCGACGGAACAUCGCUGAUAUCAGAGUCCAGGGUAUUGAUGCUUCUGUGCUGGUUCAGGCCAAACAGACAGAAGUGUUUGCAAGGCUCAGAGACAUUGUAGUGAUGGAUGUUGACCCCAAAACAAUUCACAAAAAAGCGGUGUCUAUCAUGGGGGAGGAGGUGUUCAGCUUCAAGUUGUCGCUGUACCCCUGUGCCACAGAGGGCGAGGCCUACUCUGACACCUCCAAGGUGGACGGGAAGGUCACCAUGAGACUAGGCUGCAUCAAGAUUGUCUACCUCCACAAGUUUCUCAUGUCACUGCUGGCCUCUUUUAGCUAUCAGUAUCCCUCUCCUGAUGAGAGGUUUGUGGACAACUUCCAGACAGCUAAAGAGGCCCUGAGUGCAGCCACUGCUCAGGCAGCAGAGAAGGCAGCCUCUAGCGUCAGGGACUUUGCCCAGAAGAGCUUCCGUCUCUCCAUGGACAUCCGGCUGAAGGCCCCCCUCAUCAUCAUACCACAGUCCUCCGACUCCCACAAUGCCUUUGUGGUGGACCUGGGUCUGAUCACCGUGGGCAACAGUUUCAGUCUGAUGUCAGCCGAAGGGCUUCCUCUCCCAGCCGUGGUAGAGAAGAUGGAUGUGAAGCUCAACCACCUCAAGUUGUCCAGAACUAGUUUGAAACAAGGUUCUCCACAGCCAGACAUCGAGAUCCUCCAGCCAAUAAACUUGGAACUGCUUGUCCACCGCAACCUGGCAGCCUCAUGGUUCACAAAGAUCCCUGGGGUCCAGGUCCAGGGCGUUCUCAAGUCUAUGAACAUGGCACUUGGGCAAGAAGAUUUUGCAGUUCUGAUGAAGAUUCUGGUUGAGAACAUAGGGGAGGGAAGCAAAGAGCACAGCAUGGAUGUGAAGAGGCAGGUGGCACAAGAGAAAGCAGAAAUGGCCGAACAGCAGAUAGACAUGGUGUCUUUACCAAUUGGUUCUGAAAGUCGGCAUGCUUUGACAAACGGAGGCCCCAGUGAAAACACAGUCAAUGUCCUCCUCAACUUUGAAAUCAAGGAGGUGGUGCUGAAACUGCAAAAGACCAGGGAGGAGAAGGAGAAUCCAUUCCUGGUUCUGCAUGUGGCUCACCUAGGUAUAAACACCAAAGUCCGAAAGUACGACAUGGAUGCCACCACAUACAUCAAGAAGAUCACCAUGAAAUGCCUGGAAUUUGCCGAUUCCAGUGGCGAGCCGCUGUGUCUGAUCAGUUCUUCGGUGGAGCCUGGUGCUGAGCUUCUCAAAGUGCAAUACUUUAAGGCUGACAGAAAUGGGCCGAAUUUUGCAACGAUCUACAACAACAUCGAGCAGAGGAUGGAUGUGACAUUCUCAUCUCUGGACCUGUUGCUACACACUGAGGCUCUGCUGUCCACCAUCAACUUCCUGUCUGCGGCCCUGCGCCCCAGCAGCCCGCCCUCACCAGAGAGGGAACCCAGACAGAUUAAGGGGGAGAGCAGGGCCGCCUCAGCCAAGUCAACUGCUCUAGGUUCACCUUCGGACAGUGACGUGAUAGAUCUGAAGAUCACAAUGCGGCUAGGGGCCUUCAACGUCCUAGUGUGUGACCAGAGAAGCAACAUGGCCGACAUCAAGAUCCAAGGCAUUGAUGGAUCUCUGCUGAUGCAAGGACCCCAAACACACAUAUCCUCCCGUCUGAGGGAUUUCAUCGUCAUUAAUGUUGAUCCUAAAAGUAUUCACAAAAAGGCUAUCUCAAUAGUAGGGGACGAGGUGUUCAGUUUUGCCAUGAGUCUGACCCCCAAAGCUACGGAAGGAGCCGGAUACGCCGACACAUCAAAGGUGGACGGCAAGCUCAAGCUAAACGUGGGCUGCAUCCAAGUGGUCUACCUCCACAAAUUUGUUAUGUCUUUACUGAACUUCACCAACAACUUCCAGACAGCUAAAGAGGCCCUGAGUGCAGCCACUGCUCAGGCAGCAGAGAAGGCAGCCUCCAGCGUCAGGGACUUUGCCCAGAAGAGCUUCCGUCUCUCCAUGGACAUCCGGCUGAAGGCCCCCCUCAUCAUCAUACCACAGUCCUCCGACUCCCACAAUGCACUGGAGGUGGACCUGGGUCUGAUCACCGUGGGCAACAGUUUCUCUCUGCUUCCUGUAGAGGGCUGUCCUCUGCCUGCAGUUAUUGAUAACAUGGACAUACAACUCACGCAGCUUAAACUUUCCAGAAUUUGCUUGGAUACGGAGUCCUCUCCGCCUGCCACUGAGCUCCUGGAGCCUCUCAACCUGGUCCUGACUGUGAAGAGGAACCUGGCAGCGGCAUGGUACCCCAAGAUGUCCGCCAUCGAGAUCGAUGGAGACUUAAAGCCCAUGAAGGUUGCCUUGAGUCAGGGCGAUCUGACAGUUCUGUUGAAGAUCCUGACGGAGAACAUUGGAGAGGCUAGCAGCCUGCAGUCUGAACCCCAGACCAGUGUUGAAGCUUCUCAGAGACUGGCAAUCACUCCACAGUGGAAGACGGGCUCCCCUGUUAAAGGUGGCUUUGAGAAACAACAUGAAUGUAAUGACGAAGAGGAAGACGAGCCCCUGGCAACUAUGACGUUCAAUUUUAACAUUGAGUCACUAGGGCUGGUCCUCUACAGCGACGAUCCUAAACAGAAAGCAGCUGUGAGCCAGCACCAGUGUGGCAUGCGACUGGGGGAAUUUACCCUCCAUCUGAUGAAGGCUUCAGGGAAGAUGUUCAACAACGACACCAUGGAGGUCAACACCAUCCUCACGGCCUGUACCCUGGACGACCUGAGGACGGGCAUGCAGAGGGUCACCUCACGGAUGGUGGGCAAGCGUGAUGAAGAGAGCGACCAGGCCAUGAUCGACGUGACGUACCGACAGAGCGCCCAGGAGCGGGAGGUGGUAGCUGUGCUGCAGAACCUCUACCUGUGCGCCAGCGUGGAGUUUCUCAUGGCCGUGGCAGACUUCUUCAUCCAGGCCAUGCCCCAGAGCCCUCCAGUGCCCACGCGCACCGCCCAGCCCGACAAGACCAUCCAGCUGCCACUCAAACAGCUUGCAGAGCCUCGCGCUCGCACCAACUCUGCCAUGCCCAAGACCAAGCUGCGGGCGGUGGUGGUGGACCCAGAGGUGGUGUUUGUGGCCAACCUGAUGAAGGCUGACGCCCCUGCUCUGGUGGCCUCCUUCCAGUGUGACUUCUGCCUGAAGGCCCAGGACGAUGGCACCCAGAAUAUCAGGGCCAAUCUGCGGGAGCUCAAAGUCCUGGCCUGCUCCUUUAUUAGGAACAAGGAGGACAAAUCUGUCACCACGGUUUUGAAGCCGUGUUCUGUUGCCCUGGAAACUACAACCCUGCCCAAGCAACCUCUAAAUGGAUCUCUGACUGUGGAAGAAGUCAUUGUUAAGAUCUCUCCAGUCAUCCUCAACACUGUCAUGACCAUCACCGCGGCCAUGACAACCAAAUCCAAGGACGAGCAGAGCGAGCAGACCAACGAGGAGGUCAGCUCCCUGUGGUCGGUCAUGAACAUCUAUGCCUGCAACUACUGGUUCCUGGGGGUGGAUGCAGCCUCCGAGGUCACUGAGAGCUUCAGGGACCAGGACGGGGGGAACAUGGGCGAGAGCUUCGCCGUGGACGUCAAGGUGGUCCAGGUGACCAUGGAGUCCGGCCUGGGUCACAGGACAGUGCCGCUUCUGCUGGCGGAGUCCUCCUUCUCUGGGACGGCCAAGAACUGGUCGUCUCUGCUGCACCUCAACGCCGACAUGACCCUAGAGGUGAACUACUUCAACGAGACUCAUGCAGUGUGGGAGCCCCUGAUUGAGAGAGUGGACGAUGGCAAGAAGAGAUGGAACCUCAAACUGGAGAUGAAGAACAAUCCGGUCCAGGACAAAAGCCCCAUGCCCGGUGACGACUUUGUUAUGGUCCCCGAUCCACGCACGGCCAUCAACAUCUGCUCCAAGGACACCAUGAACAUCACCAUAUCAAAGUGCUGCCUCAGUGUCUUCAACAACUUGGCACAGGCAUUCUCCGAGGGCACUGCCUCCACCUUCGACCACUCCCUGAAAGAGAGGGCCCCCUUCACCAUCAGGAACGCGCUGGGCAUCCCCCUGAUCGUGCAGCACAGCUCCAGCCUGCGCAUGCUGGACUCCCCCUCCCAGGGCAAGCUGCACGAGGUGGGCGUGGAGCAGAGUGUGGACCUGGAGUACUCUGUCUACCAGUCCUCCAGAGGGAAGCUGUCAGCCUUACAGCGCCAAGAGAGCUGCCUGUUCAACCUCAGCAUCGUGCCCUCGGGCUACAGUGACAUCUCCAACAUUGCCGUGGACAAGCCUGGCCGCAGGCUCUACAAUGUGCGCGGGCCCAUGUGCCAGGAGGCAGUGUCAGUGCUGCUGCAGAUAGACGCCUCAGAGGGCAACAAGGUCAUCACGGUGCGCUCGCCGCUACAGAUCAAGAAUCAUUUCUCGGUGCCCUUCACCGUACUGAAGUACUGUGCUACUUCUAGAAGCCUGGUCGCCAUCGGAGUGGCGGAGCCAGAGAAAGAGUUCCACAUUGCUCUGGAGUCCUACAGGUGCCAGCUGUUCCUGCGCCCCGCGGGCUUCUUGGAUGGCCAGUACGGGCCCUCCUCCACCUGCGUGGCAUGGAAGGAGCACGUGCACCUCAGCUCAGAGGUGCGCUCCCUCCUGCAGUGCCCCUCUACCGACAGCAGCUUCCUGCCCCUCAUGAUGACCACGCUGGCCGUGCCCGACGACCUGCGGCACAUCUCCAGCCAGGGCGAGGACGACUGGGACCCUGCCUACAUCAUCCACCUGCAUCCCACCGCCACCCUGCGCAACCUCCUGCCCUACACCAUACGCUACCUACUGGAGGGCUCCGCAGACUUCCACGAGCUCCAGGAGGGCAGCACGUCCGACGUGCUCAACGCCCGCAUCGGCGGCGAGAUCAUGGAGCUGGCGCUGGCCAAGUACCAGGGACGCAACUGGAGCGGGCGCGUCCGCCUCAGCCAGGACGUGCCCGAGUUCUUCCAGGUGUGCUUCACCUGCGAGUCGGACCCCAAGCUGAGCCUGGACGCCAGCGUGCACGUGGUCCGCGCGCCCGGCCGCCUCCUCCUGUCCGUCUUCAGCCCCUACUGGAUCAUCAACAAGACGUCCAGGGUGCUCCAGUACCGGGCGGAGGACGUGGCCGUCAAGCAUCCGGCCGAUUUCCGAGACGUCGUCCUCUUCUCCUUCAGGAAGAAGAACAUCUUUAGCAAGAACAAGAUCCAACUUUGCGUGUCCACCAGUUCCUGGUCGGAUGGCUUCUCAUUGGACACCGUGGGGAGUUAUGGCUGUGUGAGGUGCCCUGGAAACACCAUGGACUUCCUGGUUGGAGUGAGCAUCCAGAUGAGCAGCUUCAACCUAACCCGGAUUGUGACCAUGAGUCCCUUCUACACCCUGGUCAACAAGUCCUCCUACGAGCUGGAGGUGGGGGAAGUGCCGGACCAGGAGGGCUUUGUGGACGGGAAGUGGCACUACAUCUCCUCCACUGAGUGCCUGCCCCUGUGGCCAGAGACCACCACAGGGAAGCUGUGUGUCCGAGUAGUGGGCUCCAACUCCUCCUCCAAGUCCUUCUUCUUCAACAAGCAGGACAACGGCACCUUGCUGGGCAUGGAUGUCUAUGGAGGGGUCAUUGUGGAUGUGAACCUGUCAGACCACUCCACGGUGAUCAGCUUCACUGACUACUACGAAGGAGCCGCCCCCGCACUCUUAGUUAACCACACGCCCUGGGUCAGCAUCAGUUACAGGCAGAGUGGUUCGUCAGGCAUCAGAGAGCUGAAGCCUGGAGAAGCCCAGAGGUUUGCCUGGGACAACCCUGCAGGGACCCGCAAACUCAGCUGGAGCUGCCUGGAGCACACUGGAGAACUGGACCUGGUCAAGGACGAGUGUGGUCAGUUUGCGUACGACGGGAUGUCCCAGGUCCACUGGGUGUCGUUCCUGGACGGGCGCCAGCGCGUGCUGCUGUUCACCGAGGACCUGGCCGUGGUGACCAAGGCCCGGCAGGCCGAGGAGCUGGAACAGUUCCAGCAGGAGGUCAACGUGUCGCUGCAGAACCUGGGGCUGUCACUCAUCAACAACGACAACCGCCAGGAGAUCGCCUACGUGGGCAUCACCAGCUCUGGGGUGGUCUGGGAGAUGAGACCAAAGAAUCGCUGGAAGCCCUUUAACCAGAAGAACAUCAACCUCCUGGAGAAGGCCUACCAGAAGCACCUGGCUGAGCCCAGUGAUCCUCAGUGGGUCAAGGUGGAGACCAACAUAGAGGUGAACUUUGGGAAGCUACCCAUGGCAAUGCGCCUUCCCUUUGCUUGUAAGAUCAGGAGGAACUUCCUGUCAGGGAUCCAUGUGGAGUUCAAACAGUCUCCCCACCAGAGGAGUCUCCGAGCCCAGCUCCACUGGCUCCAGGUGGAUAACCAGCUAACAGGAGCAAUAUUUCCUAUUGUGUUCAAUCCAGUUCCCCCACCAAAGUCCAUUGCCCUGGACUCAGAACCAAAGCCUUUCAUCGAUGUGAGCAUCAUCACAAGGUUUAAUGAACACAGUCAAGUGAUGCAGUUCAAGUACUUCAUGGCCUUGGUCCAGGAGAUGGCUGUGAAGAUUGACCAGGGCUUCCUGGGAGCCAUCUUGGCUCUGUUCACCCCCGCCACAGACCCACAGGCCGACAAGCUGAAGACCAAGCUGAUAGAGAAGGACCUGGAGAGGCUGCAGGCGGAGCUGAUGGAGGCGUCCAUGACCGACACUUCUGGCCUCAGCUUCUUUGAAUACUUCCAUAUCUCUCCCAUCAAACUGCAUUUGAGUCUGUCCCUGGGCUCCAGCGAGGAGGAGUCAGACCAGCAGGAAAUCGUGGCCAUCCAGUCUGUCAACCUGCUGCUGAAGAGCAUCGGGGCCACCCUCACCGACGUGGACGACCUCAUCUUCAAGCUCGCCUACUUUGAAGUGAAGUACCAGUUCUACAGGAGGGAGAAGCUGAUGUGGGCUGUGAUUGGACACUACAGCGAGCAGUUCCUGAAGCAGAUGUACGUGCUGGUGCUGGGCCUGGACGUCCUGGGCAAUCCUUUUGGGCUGAUCCGAGGCUUGUCUGAGGGAGUGGAAGCUUUCUUCUACGAGCCCUUUCAGGGAGCAGUGCAGGGGCCUGAGGAGUUUGCGGAAGGCUUGGUGAUUGGGGUGCGCAGCCUACUCGGUCACACCGUUGGGGGAGCUGCCGGCAUGGUGUCCAGGAUCACUGGUUCGGUGGGGAAAGGCCUGGCGGCCAUCACCAUGGAUAAGGAGUACCAGCAGAAGCGAAGGGAGGAGAUGAACAGACCACCCAAGGACUUUGGAGAGAGUCUGGCCAAGGGAGGCAAGGGCUUCCUCAAGGGAUUUGUUGGGGGGGUAACCGGCAUCGUGACAAAACCUGUUGAAGGGGCAAAGAAAGAGGGAGCGGCUGGUUUCUUCAAGGGCAUUGGGAAGGGUCUGGUGGGCGUAGUGGCCAGACCCACCGGAGGCAUCGUGGACAUGGCCAGUAGCACCUUCCAGGGAAUCCAGAGGGUGGCAGAGUCGACGGAGGAGGUGACUAAGUUGAGGCCUGUAAGGUUGAUCAGGGAGGACGGCAUCAUCCGACCUUAUGACCAGGGGGAGUCCCAGGGCUAUGACUUAUUCCAGAGGUCGGAGAUCAAGCAGCUGGAUGGGGAGAUCUUCAGGGAACACUGUGAGUUCCCUGGACAAAGAAAAACUAACAUCAUAGUGACCAACAGGAGAGUAAUGUGUGUCAAGGAGAUUGAGUUUGUGGGACACUUUAACAAAGAGUGGGAGUGCCUGUUUGAGCAUUUUGUCAAACCUCCGGAUGUAGAGGGAGGUGAUCUGAAAAUCUACUGUAAGGAACAAAACAAACUCAGGAUUCAAAAGCGAGAUGGACAGCAGCCAGUGAGAAUGGUCCAUCUCAAAAACACAAUAACAGCCCAGACACUGCGAGAGGCCAUUCAGAGGGCUCAGACGGCUCAACGGCAGCAUAAGAUGGUCAGGCAAAAAUCUCAACGCUUCCUCAAACAGGGCAACAAGCCAUGAGACCACCAACUGCCCAGCACAUUAAAUGUUUGCACUUAAAGUCCUUUACACUAAAACUGCCUUAAAUAUUAUGAAUUAAUUAAACUUAAUGGAUAAUUUGGAAAAUGUAUAGAAAAGUUUGAAGAUUAUUGAUUGUAUCUGUAUCAAUUUGAUUGUGAUUGGUUGUCAAGUUUGUGCAACAGGAAAAUAUAGAGAGGAAUUAUCUAUAACAAAUUGUAUUCGCUUGCUUACAAAUGUUUGUUUUGAAUUUGGUCUGCUAAUGGUCUAAAUGAAGUGAAAUGCUGUACGGUGUUAUUAUACAUAUAAGGGUCUGCAUUAUUUUUUUUAAAUAAUUUUUUGGAUAAGCUAAAAUGCACUUCAUGAACAAUUAUUGUAUCACAGCACUGUGUGGGAUGAAGGACAAUCAUACUGAAUGGGGAUUUGUAUCUAAUAAGUAAAUGAAAAUGCAUAUAUCAGUAGGAUGUAUAACACUAAUGGCUUCGAAGGCCAGUGAAAAUAAUUUCACUGUCUGUAGCUAAAUUAGUAAUGCUGUUUUUUGUUUACAAUGCACUUGUUAGCUGUCCAGAAUAAUGGUUAAAUGCAAGGAACAGUUAUGGAAUAAAAAAUAAAAUGCUCAGUCAUAUGUUUCAUAAUGUUAUCACGGGCGUUUCUGGAUAAACUGUCUCUGAAAUAACUUUACUGAAGUUGGUGAAAUAUGGUGUUUGUAGAAGCCUCUCAAACACAUCUAACAGGAAGAUGCAUUGUUUUGAGCCUUUCUCUCAUUGCUGUAUAACCUGAAUGCUCUUCUUUAAAAUAUGUUUUUGUUCA
Osmerus eperlanus (European smelt) is the source of this 12358-nucleotide messenger RNA. It is a transcript of the gene vps13c, whose product is annotated as vacuolar protein sorting 13 homolog C. The record is from RefSeq and is a predicted model, not a curated record. Gene Ontology annotation, biological process: protein targeting to vacuole; mitochondrion organization; protein retention in Golgi apparatus. NCBI's taxonomy places the organism in Eukaryota, Metazoa, Chordata, Actinopteri, Osmeriformes, Osmeridae. The transcript has 87 exons. The coding region runs from base 221 to 11551 and encodes 3776 amino acids. Gene Ontology annotation, cellular component: extrinsic component of membrane.